AUGUCUGCCAGUUUCCUUCACGAGAGCGCAAGGUCACUAUUUCCGAAAGGUGAGAGGCUCCUACACGCAGUCUUUCUGCUGCAGAUCCAGACUGAGGACAAGGCUGACACCGCAAGUUACUUGCGCAAACUAGAGGCCGAUAGCAGGCGGUUGCAGGCUCUCAACCUCCAGAACCCAACGCCAGAGUCACAAGUCCACACGCCCAGCAACAAUGGCGCUGCUGCUGACGACCAGGAUGCGCCAGCGCUGUCCACGGAGGAGAGCAACAUGCUGAACCCCUUGUUCGAUGGCCAGCCUGACAACAUUAUCAGCGAACCCUCUUCCGAACCAGGCUUUAUAGGCGAAGCGUCGUGUACCGCGUUCAGCAACCGCUUACUGCAAUGCCUGGACGACAACUACACGCCCUCGACAGCCAGCUUCUCGAAUUACCUUCGUGUACUAUCGCCCCCCAGGGUCGACCUGAGUUACGACGACUUCCCAGAGCGGAUGCAUGCCAAGCUGCUCCUGAAUGUGGCAAGGCGAUUCAUUGGCAACUACCAUCCGCUCUUCCUGGAGGUCAGCUUCAUGCGGGAGCUCGACGCCGUGUAUCGACGCGAAUUGGUGCCUUCCUAUCUGUGGCUCGCCAAGUUCUACGCGCUCAUGUCGCUGGGCGAGACCUAUACAAACCGGCGAAGGGUGGGCAAUAGUCACCGCGUGCCGGGGACAGACUACUACGUGCUUGCCGUCAGCAUCUUGCAAGAAGCGCACGAGGAGCCUACACUGAUGCAGGUGGAAGUACUGACAUUACUUGCCUGGGCCUCCAACAUAUUCGGCCGUGUUCGAACCGCCUACUGCUACAGCGGCACAGCCAUGCGCCUCGCUCUAUCCAUGGGCAUGCACCGUGCCGCAUGCAGCCGGUCGCAUCUGACACCUGUCGAGAAGGAAUGUCGGCGGAGGACGUGGUGGGUGCUAUACUUCUUCGACCGCUUCUCCGCGUCCAAGUUGGGGCAGCCGAUCAUGCUGCGGGAUGAAGACAUUGACGUGGAGGAGCCCAGUAUGGAGGGCCUCACCGAGGAGGAGAGGGCCGAGUUUCUCGAUCCAGCUCCGCUGGUGACGAACAUCAAGUUGGCGAGGAUCAUAGGCAACAUCCUCACCGACAUCUACGGCAUUAACCCAAAUCCGAAUCCAAAGGGACUGUGUAUACACCGAGUCCACGGGAUUCUCAAGAGCCUUCGCGCAUGGCACGACGAGCUCCCUCCGCAGAUACGGAUCAAAGAACGAGGGACGCCCCGGCCAGUCGCCAGUCUGCAUCUCGCAUACAACCAGUGCAUCAUCCAAACGACGCGGCCGGUUCUGUUGCAUCUCUUCAAGACGCAGUACCAACUGCAUGUGGACUCGCAGCCGCGAAAACCGACCUUUUCGGCCAUCACGCUGGCCCUUGCCGAUAGCUGCGUCAAUGCCGCGCAGGCCUCGAGUCGAAUCGUCGAGAGUCUGUUUCUAGAUGGCUCCAUUGCGACCUUUGGCUACUGGGAUGCGCACCACAUCUUCUCCGCCGCGUUGGUGCUCAUCAUGUCGGCCGUCAUGAAGCCCACGACAGCCACGUCGGAGGCGCUCGAGACCCUGCUCAGCAUCCUCCGGACGAUGAAGAACGAUGGUAAUAUUCCCGCCGUGGACUUUUGCGAUAGGCUGUCACAGGUGCAGUCGCGCAUCUCCAGUCUUCGUGAGAUGGGCCACAUGGAUCAGCAGCAGCUCGUCUUCCCGGACACCCUGCCGCUGCCACUGUCUGAUCCGGAAAGAACCCAAAGACGUGCCAGGGAAUCACAACAGACAGAUGGGAAGCACGAGAUGUCGACGUCGCUGACCACGUGCACGAUCGUAACGGACCCGAGCGUGGACUAUGGGAACAUGGACAUUCUGGGGAAUCCCUUGAUAGGGAGCUUUCUGGACGAGAACAACGUGCCCUGGCCGGACGGCGUCUUUGCCGAGGACGGGACGCUGAGGCAGUUUGCGUCCGAGAUUGAAGAGCAGUUCCUGUUCCCAAAUGUAGAUUGA
This is a messenger RNA of Emericellopsis atlantica, 2031 nucleotides long. RefSeq names its product fungal-specific transcription factor domain-containing protein. Gene Ontology annotation, biological process: DNA-templated transcription. NCBI's taxonomy places the organism in Eukaryota, Fungi, Ascomycota, Sordariomycetes, Hypocreales, Bionectriaceae. The record is from RefSeq and is a predicted model, not a curated record. Gene Ontology annotation, molecular function: DNA binding; zinc ion binding. Bases 1 to 2031 code for a protein of 676 amino acids. The transcript is spliced from 3 exons.